This is a messenger RNA of Cladocopium goreaui, 928 nucleotides long. NCBI's taxonomy places the organism in Eukaryota, Dinophyceae, Suessiales, Symbiodiniaceae. The record is from the annotation of a GenBank genome assembly.
AGACGCAGCGGUUCAAGCUCAGAUAUCCAGUGGCAGCAGCACCCCAGGGAUCCCCAGGGCAAAGAUGAUUGGAACUCAGGCUCAGGAUUGGCCAACAGUACAUCAGUCGGCUGAAAUGCAGGCAUUAAGGGACUAUGUGACUGCAGCAGAUGGCUACAGAUAUGCCAAUCAAGCUGCGAGCACAUUGCGGCUGGACGUCACACACUCCAAUCUGAUUCAGAGAUGGCAUGACCUUGUUUUCGACAGCAGCAUGACAGUUGGCCGAGUCAAAGAGAAGUUGUACUUCCAUGGCGGCACUCCAGCAGAGCACCAGGAGCUCUACUUGAGACGAGGCGGUGGCGACACCUUGUUCCUCUGGGACGAGAAAAAGACUCUGGCAGAUUAUGGAGUCAAGAAUGGUAUGGAGCUCCACAUCAAGGACACAAAUCCCUACUCCUUGUCCGCAAACGGAGGAUUGGAGGACGUGAGUCAGGUUCAGAAGUAUGUCAUGGCAGACGAGGAAUACGACAAGCUUGAAAACAGCGUUCGAGCAGUCAAGCGAAGAGAGAAGGAGAAGGCUGCAGCAGAACGAGCUGCUCGGAUAGCUGCUGGAGAUGUCAGCUUCACAGACGAAGUCAUUGAAGAAGAGCCCAGUGAAAGCAUCGAAGAGGUUUCAGCGAGAAUAACAGUAGGCAGCCGGUGCCAGGUGCACCCCGGCGGCCGCCGUGGGGAGGUGGCCUUUGUCGGCAGUGUGAGAGGUGCCAAGGGCGUGUGGAUUGGUGUCGGCUUGGAUGAGCCACAGGGCAACAAUGAUGGCUCAAAGGCUGGAGAGCACUACUUCGAUUGCAAGGGCGAGAAGUACGGUUGCUUUGUUCGACCUGACAACGUCGAAGUGGGUGACUUCCCAGAGUUAGAUCCUUUCGCUUCAGACGAGGAGUUUUGAGUCAGG